GAAAGUAAAAGACCCAGGCAGUAAAGGAAAUCAUUAUAGGUGAGGGUGUGCCGUUACUAAGGCAAAACUCCAGCCCGUCAACUGAGCAAGAGGACUGUCAGGGUCAGCUGGUUGGCCUUCCACUGGUUGUGUCAACAAUGUCUGCACCCAAGCAGCUUGAUCCUUCUGUUUGCAAUGUGAAAGUAACUCCAGGAGCUGUGGUAUGUUUAGAAGCAGAUUAUUAUGGUGAAAUUACAAUUGGCUCUCGCACAGUUAUUCAUCCUAAGGCUCGAAUUAUAGCUGAAGCAGGACCAAUCAUCAUUGGGGAAGGUAACUUGAUUGAAGAACAAGCUCAGAUAAUCAACAGGUUACCCAAAGGGUCAGAACCCCAGGAUCCACCACCAGUGAUGGUCAUUGGGAACAACAAUGUCUUUGAGGUGGAUAGUUACUGCCAGGCUUCCAAAGUUGGAGACAACAAUAUAUUGGAAGCUAAAAGUCACAUUGGUCCUGGUGUUGAGCUCACUCGAGGAUGUGUAAUUGGAUCCCUGUGUUCUCUAGUUUGUCCUCAACUUGUUUCCGAAAACACUGUCAUUUAUGGAGACGAACUUCACCAGCGAACUCAAAUAGAAAAACCAGCAUCUCAAGGAUUGCAGCUGGACUUCUUGACCAAAAUCCUGCCAAACUAUCACCAUCUUGUUAAACCCAGGAAAAAAGUUGCUCCUUAGGGAAGUAAAUUGUUAUGCUACUAAGAAGUUUUGUUUAUCAUUUUUAGUUUUAAAUCUUAAGAGCAUUACUAUAAAAGAGAAAAAAAAAUGGAAUUGAACUGACUCUUAAAUAUGAUGUACACUUGUCCCUCAGUAUGGGGGGUCCCUGAGUAUGGGGGAUCAGGUGUAGGCCUACUUGUUGUCCUGAAUUUUUUUUGAUUUUCCAUGUGAGAUCUGAGAGUAAGGCUUGAAAAUAAAACUACACUUAAAUAAGUGGGACUUGCAGCAUUAGUAGGAUUACAACUAAAUUCACAAUGUUUAGUUGACUUGAUCAAUUUUAGUCUCUUAUCCCUAUGUAGCUCUAGCUUCUUUGCUACCUGAUGUGUACAAUUUCUGGUAGGCAAAGGUUUGAGUAUGCUAAGAGGAAGUGCCAGAACAGGAAAAGUUAGAGAUGCUCCUACUAUGGCAACUCCACUCUGUUGUGGGAAGCUUCUACAAGAUAACAGGGCAUCGAAAAUAGAAAGGUAAAUAGAUUAAUGGAUGAGAAAUGCAUUUAAGAGAAGUAAAGCAGCCUUGCAUCCAACAUAUGAUUGUUCAGGGCGAUUCCUGUCCAACGCAGCAUUUUUUUGGACUUUUUUUUUACUGUAGCAGCCCAUUCACAGACAUUUUCAAUACCUGGUCUGACAAUCACCAAUAUUCAACAUCAGUCUCAGACUUUUGCCACACUUUAUCCAGCACAUUUAAGCAGCACACCUAAGAGAUUAACUAAAGCAAGUUAUUUUAAGACUUGCAUUGCAUGUCAACGAAGGGCACACUGUUGGAAACAGUUUGCCACUUUUUUUUUUUUUUUCAGGUGCUUAACCCUUAAGCAUAUCAUACCAUGGGAGUUAUGUGCUAAUGAAUGCUUCUUUCUAUAAAAUUAAGGUAAUAAAAAUAUGAAAGGGACAAUAAAAAAGAUCAUAACUACAAGUAUCUGCUCAGCAGAUAAUUUAAAAAAAAAACAGCAAGCCACACGAAAAAGCUUAUUGAACCCACUGUGGACACUUUAUUGAAGACUUAGACAAACUUUAAGAGAAUGAAUUAUUAAUAUACAAAUAGCAAUGAAAUUUAAAGAAUUCAACAACUCUGAACAAGAAUAUGAAGCUUAUUGAAUUAGUGAAUGCAUUGUGGAGGUGACGACCAUCACCACCACCACAACAACACGCAGACACCUAGCGAGUGUUGCAGACACGGGCUUGGCUGAGCAUUUGUCCAGCAACCGCCAGACUUAUCUGACCACCAGAUUUCCAGAUUAUUUUACCUGGAUUUUAUUUUAGUUUCCAGGCUUAACCAGGCAUAUGUCUGACACUUGCCUAGGAAAUCAAGGAUCAAGUGUAUUUUUCAGAAAUUUUCUGACAAAUUAAUAUAUCAUAUAGGUUCUUUUGUUUGUCCAAUGCUGAUUUUAUUCAACACGAUAUGAUCUCUGACCAACUUCCCACAUUGAAUGUAAGGCCACUGUUCCUAGCUAAUCUUAAAUAAAACCUUAUUUUACACACCAGUAUAUGUUAUUGCUUUACUUAGUGAUAAAUAAAGUCUUGAACAAUC
Molecule: messenger RNA, 2267 nt
Organism: Eriocheir sinensis (Chinese mitten crab)
Lineage: Eukaryota; Metazoa; Arthropoda; Malacostraca; Decapoda; Varunidae
Gene: DCTN6-p27
Product: dynactin subunit 6-like
Exons: 5
Coding region: 138-704 (188 amino acids)
Biological process (GO): mitotic spindle organization
Cellular component (GO): dynactin complex
Molecular function (GO): dynein complex binding
Source: RefSeq, a predicted model, not a curated record